UAAGCGUAUGGUGAUUGACUUUUCAAGAAUAGGCAUUAGGCCAGGAGCACAUCCAUCUGUGGAGUUGAAUCCCCUCCCUGUGUAAACACCAUCAGGCAUCAAGUUCUGACUUGGGAAGAGUAGAAAUUAAAACCAUGUUUGAAUUUUGGAAUGUCUGUUUGUUUGGUUUUAAUUGAACAAGAAAUAAAGUUUAUUAUAGAUUUGGAUUGGAUUAUAUUUGCUUAUAAUUAAUUCCUACCAAAAUCAAAUAUCAAAAAUCAAAAUCUGUGGGACAGGAGGGUUGUGUCUGUUUAGAGAGUGUAAGUGAAUUGAUCGAUAGAUAGAUAGAUAGAUAGAUUGAUAGAUGGGAGAUGGAAAAGCAAAUUUCACCGUGGACGAAGCUCUGGUGGGCAUGGGAUUCGGAAAGUUCCAAGUUUUGGUGCUCACAUAUGCGGGUAUGGCAUGGAUAUCAGAAGCUAUGGAGAUGAUGCUUCUUUCUUUUGUGGGACCCGCACUUGCCUCUUCAUGGGGUCUCUCUUCCAAUCAACAGGCACUCCUCACCACCGUUGUUUUUGCGGGCAUGCUCGUUGGCGCCUACUCUUGGGGCAUUGUUUCCGAUCGACAUGGUCGCCGGAAAGGUUUUCUUAUUACGGCAACUGUUACUGCUAGCGCUGGAUUUCUGAGCGCCCUUGCACCUAAUUAUACAUGGUUGAUGAUUUUUCGUUGUUUUGUGGGUCUUGGUUUGGGUGGUGGCCCUGUACUCUCAUCCUGGUUUCUGGAGUUCAUUCCUGCUCCCAACAGAGGCACUUGGAUGGUCGUUUUUUCUGCUUUCUGGACCGUUGGCACAAUUUUUGAGGCUUCACUUGCAUGGUUUGUCAUGCCAACGCUGGGUUGGAGAUGGCUACUUGCACUGUCUUCACUUCCUUCUUCACUUCUGCUUCUAUUCUAUUCAGUUGCACCUGAGUCACCACGGUUUUUAUGUUUAAAAGGUAGAACAACUGAAGCACUUAUUGUAUUGGAGAAAAUAGCAAGACUGAAUGGAACAAAACUCCCUUCUGGCAAUCUUAUUUCUGAUCAUGACCAAACUGAGCUUCAAGAAAAGAAUAAUCCUCCGUCAGAAGAUUCACAUUUACUCUCGCCGACAAGAGAUGAAAAUGAGACAACGAAGGGGACGGACCCUGAUGCUGGGGGUGUCUCAUCUGUAUUCAUGCUUCUUUCCCCAGAAUUAGUUAAGUCUACCCUGCUCCUAUGGUUAGUGUUCUUUGGAAAUGCUUUUUCUUAUUAUGGACUCGUGCUGCUUACCUCUGAGUUGAGCACUGGGGAUGGUAAAUGUGUCCCAAACCAAAUGCACUCGGAAAAAUCACAUGAUGUCAGCUACAAAGAUGUUUUUAUCACUAGUUUUGCAGAAUUACCUGGGCUACUAAUCUCUGCUGCCACGGUUGAUAGACUGGGUCGCAAACUUUCAAUGUCAUCCAUGUUCUUUCUUUGCUGCAUAUUUCUUUUCCCGUUGGUAGUCCAUCAACCUCAGGAAUUAACUACGGGUCUUCUGUUUGGAGCUCGCAUAUGCAUCACAGCGACUUUUACAAUUGUCUAUAUAUAUGCUCCAGAGAUAUACCCAACGUCGGUGAGAACAACCGGAGUAGGAGUAGCAAGCUCGGUGGGAAGAAUUGGUGGAAUGAUAUGUCCUAUGGUUUCGGUGGGGUUAAUACAAGGAUGCCAUCAAACAGCAUCAAUAAUUCUGUUUGAGAUUGUAGUGUUUCUUUCAGGAGUUGGAGCAGUGCUAUUCCCUUUCGAAACCAAGGGUCGUGAAUUGACAGACCAUGUUUCAUCUUCCUCCUCCAAAGUCUAAACGAAGUCAAAUUCAUAUACUUUCGACUUUGAUUGGACUCAUCACACCACAAUCUUUUAUACAUUACAAUUUUUUUUACAUUUACCAAAUUCCUCCUCUAUACAUACAAACUUCCAUCUGUAUAAGUUCUGAUACUUCAUUUGUUAAUUGUUAAAUCUCUGAGUAAUGGAGGUAGUAUUUUUUUAUUUUA
This is a messenger RNA of Ziziphus jujuba (common jujube), 2018 nucleotides long. RefSeq names its product organic cation/carnitine transporter 7. The coding region runs from base 344 to 1828 and encodes 494 amino acids. Gene Ontology annotation, cellular component: membrane. The transcript is spliced from 5 exons. Gene Ontology annotation, molecular function: transmembrane transporter activity. Gene Ontology annotation, biological process: transmembrane transport. The record is from RefSeq and is a predicted model, not a curated record. NCBI's taxonomy places the organism in Eukaryota, Viridiplantae, Streptophyta, Magnoliopsida, Rosales, Rhamnaceae.